Molecule: messenger RNA, 2478 nt
Organism: Hydra vulgaris (swiftwater hydra)
Lineage: Eukaryota; Metazoa; Cnidaria; Hydrozoa; Anthoathecata; Hydridae
Product: serine/threonine kinase SAD-1
Biological process (GO): intracellular signal transduction; protein phosphorylation; microtubule cytoskeleton organization
Cellular component (GO): cytoplasm
Molecular function (GO): protein serine/threonine kinase activity; tau-protein kinase activity; ATP binding
Source: RefSeq, a predicted model, not a curated record
UUUUUUUUAGCAUUACAUAGCUAAUUAUACAAGAACACUUGCUUGAAUACAAAUGUGAAAAAAUUGAACUAUGGGUUUAUGUCUUCUAUUUUAAUGGCAUUAUGAGUGAAGUGCGGGGGGUAGGACCAUAUACACUUCAACAUGUUCUUGGUAAAGGUCAAACAGGUGUGGUCAGACUUGGCAUUCAUAGUGUAACUCAAAAACGAGUUGCUAUAAAGAUAGUUGACAAGAACAAGAUUCCACCCAAUGUUUUGGCAAAGGUCGAAAGAGAAAUUACCAUUAUGAAGUUAAUUGAACAUUAUAAUGUUCUUCAUUUAACUGAUGUUUAUGAAAGCAAAAAAAGUUUAUUUUUGGUCUUGGAAUAUGUUGGUGGAGGAGAGUUAUUUGAUUAUCUAGUUAAGAGGGGGCGCUUACAACUUAAUGAAGCUCAAAGAUUUUUCUGUCAAAUUGUUUCAGCUGUUUCAUUCUGUCAUGAACACUUAAUAUGUCAUCGCGAUUUAAAACCUGAAAACCUUCUUCUUGAUGAUCAAAAUAACAUUAAAAUUGCAGACUUUGGAAUGGCUUCUGUACAAGUUGAAAAUAAUAUGCUUGAGACAAGCUGUGGCUCACCUCAUUACGCUUGCCCAGAAGUUGUGCGGGGCAUACCAUAUGAUGGUCGUAAGGCUGACACUUGGAGUUGUGGUGUUAUAUUAUAUGCACUAGUUGUGGGUUGCUUACCAUUUGAUGAUGAUAACUUGAGAGUUUUGCUAGAAAAGGUAAAGAGUGGUGUAUUUUCAGUCCCAUUGUUUGUUCCAGCAGAAUGCGCUGAUCUUCUUCACAAGAUGAUUAAAGUCAAUCCAGAGCAAAGAUAUUCUUUGAGUGAAGUCAAGAAACAUCCUUUUUAUACAAUGUACACAAGUUCACAUCCACCUGAGUAUCCAUUGAGUCCAGUUGUUGAGAUUAAGGAUGUGGCUUGUAGAGAAGAUUUUGAUGAAGAUGUUAUUCGAAGUAUGUCAUCACUAGGUUGCUUUAAAGAUAAAGAGAAAUUGGUUGCAAAUUUGUUAAAAAAAGAGAAAAAUACAGAGAAAGUAAUAUACUUUCUGCUGUUGGAUAGAAAAAUGCGCAAACCUUCGAAACAUGAUGAUGAAGACUCUGUGAUAUUUCAUUAUUCAGCAGAUGCACCAAAAAAGAGAGUGGAUUCCCCUAUGGGUUUUUUAAAUGGGGUAAAACCAUCUUUAAACAACAAUGAAAAGUAUCAAUUGAAUCGAACUCGUGCAGAUACUACCAGAGAAACACACAUAGUUCAACAACGAGCAAGAGCGUCUACUGAACUCGGACAAUUAGAAAGACAACGUCCAGCAUCAAUUGUGAUGUCACCAAUUAAUUUGCAGAGAAAAAAUAUUUACACCCUGACCAAGAAUUUGUUUAGCAAACAUAAUGAUCAUUUGGAUGAAAAACCUUCUUUAAAUGAAAAUGUGAAAAAGUCGUGGUUUUUGGGCUCUUUAUUUCAUGUUGAUACAGGUGACAUUGAGAUUCACAAAAUUAAAUUUGUUGAUCGAUCAUUUGCUCAAGUUAAAGCUGAUCUUAUUCAUUCGAUUCUACUUAUGCCGAAAGCAAUGCAUACGCCAUUAUCAAAUACUCAAUUUAAACUAGAGUAUAAAAGAAAGAAAGGUAAAUCGUGGCUUCGAGUAGCCUCUCAUCAUUCAAUUACUGCACUUGAUAUAAAAAUAUCUAAAAAAGAAAUUGAGCGCGAUGUUAGUGAUAAUCAGUCGGAAGUUAUGGUAACUUUUUCUUUUUUAUCAGGCUCUCAUCGCAAGUUUGGAAAAAUUUGUCAAAAAUUGAAGACAUCGAUAAAUGAACGUGCAAGAAAGCGCGAGUCUCGUAGCAAAUUUACAUCCGAAUCUGAUAUUCUUAUCUCUUCAACAAGCGGUGAGUUCAAAAGAAAUUCAGUUUCAUCAAAUAGAAAAAUAAGUGGCGUCAAAGAGCCCGAAAAAGAACAAUUAACACCGUAUCUCAAUGUCCACGUUGAGCAGAAUAAAUCAUUUAAUAAUGGUAGCUGUAGCUCAAGCUCUGAUGUCGUUAAUAGUAGCAGUCAUUCUUUAGAAAAUGAUAUGGAAAAGCUGUUUGAAGCUGAUUCUCUUAUUGAUAAUGAAAUACCUGCAAAUAUUUUUAAAUCCAGUGUGCUAUAAUUCUAUAUAUCUUUAGUUUUGGAUUUUAAUCCUCCGUUUUAUAAUAUUUGUUAUGUGUCUGCGAAAUGAAGUGCUCUAAGUUUUGUUAGCAAAGUUGUUUCAUGGUUCUCUAUAUUUGCUUAAGUUAUUUCGUGUGGUUCGUUUUUUUCUUAAAUAAAAAUAUAUAAUAUAGAAAUAAAGAAUUUAUUUGAAAAGGAUUUUUUUUUAAUAAAGAAAAAUUUUUUAAAUCAAAUUUUUAAACGUUUAGUUUUGACAGAUUGCCUCAGUCAUUUUUAUUGACUUGAUUAUUAAUAUAUUACUCAAAAACUUA